Trichomonas vaginalis G3 is the source of this 339-nucleotide messenger RNA. RefSeq names its product GOS-28 SNARE- related family. Lineage: Eukaryota; Parabasalia; Trichomonadida; Trichomonadidae. Bases 1 to 339 code for a protein of 112 amino acids. The transcript has a single exon. Gene Ontology annotation, cellular component: Golgi membrane; Golgi medial cisterna; SNARE complex. Gene Ontology annotation, molecular function: SNAP receptor activity. The record is from RefSeq and is a predicted model, not a curated record. Gene Ontology annotation, biological process: endoplasmic reticulum to Golgi vesicle-mediated transport; vesicle fusion.
AUGUAUGGAAAAAAACCAACAGCACUUACCAACCCAAAUCCAACAUCAGGCAGUGAUUCAAAGCUGGAUAUACUUAGCAAAGAAAAUACAUCGUUAAUGAACAGUAUAAAAAUGGUUGAUGAUGCAAUUGGAAUCGCAUCUGAAUCAAAUGUUAGAAUGACAGAGCAAAUGAACUCAAUUAGCGUUGCAAAUGACAGACUCACAACGAUUAUUCAAGGAAUCCCAUACAUUGGAGAACUUGCUCAAGGAAUUCAAGUCAGAAGGAAAAGAGAUAGGUUAGUCCUCGGAGGGUUAAUUGGGUUUUUGAUGUUCUUCAUUGUUUGGUAUCUUUUUGGCUGA